Molecule: messenger RNA, 3501 nt
Organism: Postia placenta MAD-698-R-SB12
Lineage: Eukaryota; Fungi; Basidiomycota; Agaricomycetes; Polyporales; Adustoporiaceae
Exons: 15
Coding region: 1-3243 (1080 amino acids)
Biological process (GO): protein import into nucleus
Cellular component (GO): cytoplasm; nucleus
Molecular function (GO): small GTPase binding; nuclear import signal receptor activity
Source: RefSeq, a predicted model, not a curated record
AUGGAUCCCAGCUUUGUGCAAGGCUUGCACAGUCUCCUUGUCCAGUCAACCUCAAAUGAUACAGUUCAGCUCAAGGCGGCCACCGCCCAGUUGAACCGGGAGUACUACAAAAAUCCAGCAUGCAUCCCUGCGCUGACGAGCAUCAUUGCGAGCUCGCCCGACCAAGCGGUCCGUCAACUGGCGGCAGUCGAAAUGCGCAAGCGUGUCAGCCAGAGCAGUGGGGAUCAGUGGCUGCAGCUCCCGCAGGACGAGCGGGAACAGAUCAAAGCUAAGCUGCCUGAACUGGUCGUCUCCGAGCAGAGUAACCUCGUUCGCCAUUCUACUGCGCGUGUGAUUGCAGCCAUCGCCUACAUCGAGCUGCCGAUGAACAGCUGGAACCAGCUGUUACCGUUCCUCGAGCAGACAUGCCAAUCACCGACGGCCAUACACCGUGAAGUCGGUGUCUAUAUCCUGUACACGGUUCUGGAAACGAUUGUGGAGGGAUUCGAAAACCACCUGCCGAGCUUCUUCAAGCUGUUUGCAGUGCUCCUGAACGAUCCCGAGAGCGCAGAAGUCAGGAUUACUACCGUCAGAGCGCUCGGUGUGAUUGCGCAGUACAUUGACUCGGACGACAAACAGGCCAUUAAACAAUUCCAAGAUCUGCUCCCUGGCAUGAUUACCACGAUUGGCCAAUGCGUUGAGGCUGGCAACGAGACGGGCGCGCGUCAGUUGUUUGAUGUCCUGGAGACGUUGCUUAUUCUGGAAAUCCCGCUCCUUGGGCAGCAUAUACCCCAGCUCGUGCAGUUCCUCUUGCAAUGCGGAUCGAACCGGGGAUUCGAAGACGAUCUGCGGGUGCUGUCGCUCAACGCGCUCAACUGGACCGUGCAAUACAAAAAAUCAAAGGUGCAGGCUCACGGCCUUGCCCCUGCAAUCCUGGAAGGUUUGAUGCCGAUUUCGACUGAGCCCGAACCGGAGGACCUCGACGACGACGCACCGUCAAGGUCGGCGCUACGUAUCAUUGACUGCCUCGCGACGAGCCUACCUCCGACGCAGGUGUUCCCUGCGCUACGCACGCUCAUUCAACAAUACUUUACGUCGCCCGAUGCAAACUACCGUCGCGGCGCUAUGUUAGCGCUGGGCGUCAGCGUCGAGGGCUGCAGUGAAUUUAUGACGCCGCUGAUGCCCCAGGUGUGGCCCCUGAUCGAGGUCGGGCUGAACGACCCCGACGCGACUGUGCGUAAGGCUAGCUGCGUCGCCGUCAGUUGUCUGUGCGAGUGGCUCGAGGAGGAAUGCGCCAGCAGGCACACCGUUCUCGUUCCAACCCUCAUGCAGCUGGUCAACGACCCCGUCACCCAGCGCUCCGCGUGCACGUCGCUGGACGCUGUGCUGGAGAUCCUCGGCGACAAGAUUGAGGCGUACCUGCCCCUGAUCAUGGAGCGUCUUGUCGGGCUGCUUGAGACUGCGCCGAUCGCUGUGAAGUCGGUUGUGAUCGGUGCAAUUGGUAGCGCAGCGCACGCUUCGCACGAGAAGUUCUUGCCGUACUUCCAGCCGACGAUGGAACGCUUCAAGCACUUCCUUGUGCUCAGAGGCGAGGGCGAGGAGCAAGAGCUUCGCGGGAUCACGAUGGACGCCGUCGGUACAUUCGCAGAGGCUAUCGGGAAGGACCACUUCCGGCCGUACUUUGGGGACAUGAUGCAGCAGGCGUUCGAGGGUAUCCAGAUGGGGAGCGCGCGCCUGCGCGAGUGCAGCUUCCUGUUCUUUAGCGUGAUGUCACGAGUGUUUGAGGAUGAGUUCGCACCGUACCUGCCGAACGUUGUGCCUGCUCUUAUCCAGAGCUGCAAGCAGCAUGAGCACGGCGAGGAAGGCUUCACCGUCUCGACCUCCGAGGCCUCUAUUAACUUCGCAUCCGGCUCCUCCCCUGCUAACGCCAUCACGGUCACCGACGACGCUAAUGGUUCCAUCGAGCUUGAGGACGUUGACGUUGACAAAAUGCUCGAUGUCAACAGCACCAUUUGCAUCGAGAAAGAGAUUGCUGCCGACACCAUUGGCACCAUCUUCGCUGCAACUCGCCAACACUUCCUGCCCUACGUUGAGCAGUCCACGAUCGAGUUGAUCGCUCUACUCCCGCACUACUAUGACGGCAUCAGGAAGUCUGCAGUGGACUCUCUGUUGGAGAUCAUCAGGACAUUCUACGACCUGAGCAAUCCUGAGGAGUGGCAGCCUGGUUCUGUUCCGAGUGUCCCUCUCCAGCCCCAGGUGCAGUCACUCAUCAGCCACAUCUGGGCACCUCUAUUGGAGAUGUACGAGACUGAGGAUAACAAGAAAGUGGUGUCUGCCUUAUGUGUUGGCCUUGCGGAGACGGUCAACAAGAUCGGGCCUGCGUUCCUCGAAGGACGUGUUGAUGAGCUCGGCACGAUCGCUACGCAGAUCCUGGAUCAGAAGGCUAUCUGCCAGCAAGAUCCUGAUCAAGACGAGAACGACGAGGCUCCUGAGGACCAGGCCGAGUAUGACUCCAUGCUGAUUUCUGCCGCGGGUGAUCUUGUUGCAGCGAUUGCUAGUGCCCUCGGACCCGACUUCGCUGGGGCCUUCCCGCGAUACUUCCCGCUCAUUGCCAAGUACUACAAAAAGAGCCGCUCCCUCAGUGACCGCUCCUCUGCAAUCGGUUGCUUGUCGGAGAUCAUUGCCGGAAUAAAGUUCGCUGUUACCCCGAUGACGCAGCCGCUCCUCGAACUCUUCUUCCGUGCCCUGUCGGAUGAUGAUGCCGAGGUUCAGUGCAACUCAGCAUUUGCGAUCGGUCUCUUGAUCGAGCACUCCGAGGUGGACCUGUCGGCUCACUACCUAAAUGUUCUUGCGGCCUUGCGACCGUUGUUUGUCAUUACCGAGGAUGGACCUACGGCCAGGUUUAACGCCCGUGACAACGCAGUCGGCGCGGUCGCCCGGAUAAUCGUGAAGAAUACCGCUGCGGUGCCGCUUGACCAGGUCCUACCCGUCUUCUUCGACGCUCUGCCCCUCAAACAUGACCAUCUCGAGAACACAGCGGUGUUCAACACCAUCUUCCACCUGUUCCGGACCAACCCCCCGGUCCUCCAGCCGUACAUGGACCGCCUCCUGGCUAUCAUAGCAUACGUGAUGGACCCCAAUAACCCCGAGCAGAUCCAGUCGGAUACUCGCGCGCAACUCAUCGAACUGAUUCAAAUCCUGAACCGCGAGGACCCGAACAAGGUGCAAGCGGCGGGUCUGGGUAUCUGGGUUGCCAGCGCAUGAGAUCGGGCUGUCGAGGAAAACACAGUACUGGUAAAUCGCCAGUUGGAAUUUGGGAAUUGGUUUUGUUUCGUCGAUUAUCAGAAGUUGUAGGAUCACCAUGCCAUCGUCAGUCUCAUCUUGUUUUACUCCAGUUGCUUUCCUUCUUCUGUCCGCAUAGAUUGUCCGUCGUGUUGUCCUUGCUAAUUUGCGAGAUACCACCAGUACCUCAGUUAUAACGUCGUUGAGUUGUAUGAAUUUGAAAUGCAUGUUGCCCUUCUC